AUGCUGCGCAUCAUUUCUGAAGCCGCCAGUCUGCCUGGUAACCUCUUCAACCGCAAGGAGACCUCCGUCCUGGUCCAACUCUUUCUCACCGCUGCCAAGAAGGGCGGAUUUGAGGGAGGAAUGCUGCCGUCCGAGCUCCGUGUUUUCCUUUUUGGCACUCUGGACAUUACCGAUCCAAAUACCCUGGAUGGCUUAUGCAGAGCGGCCUCAACAGUUACAGUGAGGGGAAGAAUAAAGGCUGAAAAAACGAUCCGUCUACCCGGUUUCAUAACAACUCUAUCCACCCUACUGCGCGGAAAUCUGGAGUCACGGGCUGCUUUGGCCUUUGACGUACUCGACAUUGACAUGGACGGUUAUCUGCAGGAGCAUCUGGAAAUGCGACGUCUGCUGAAACGCUGUAUUGAUGUAGAUAACCCAGAACCCGGACUAGAAGAUGACCCAUAUGAAGCCUUUCGAGACUUUGGACGCUACAUACAGCAGUUUUUCAAUGUCACACAGUUACAACCGCUCACCAAGCGCAUGUUCAUAGAACUGGUAAAAGAAAAACCCUUCCUACUGGAUACUGCUCUUCCUGUCUUCCCCGAGCCCUAUUCAGCGUGUACCUUUGAAUUUCUCUUUGGAAAUUCCACAUACCCAGACCUCGAGUAG
This is a messenger RNA of Spirometra erinaceieuropaei, 648 nucleotides long. NCBI's taxonomy places the organism in Eukaryota, Metazoa, Platyhelminthes, Cestoda, Diphyllobothriidea, Diphyllobothriidae. The record is from the annotation of a GenBank genome assembly.